CCAAGAUGUGUGGGUCCGGCAGCCCAACUGGCCAUUUCACUCCGAAUACUACAGAAGCCUGUACACUGCGUUCAAGAGGUAGGCUGAGAAAUUAGACUACUUUCGAAUCUCACAUCAUUAUGUGCUCUUUUUCAAUGUCUUCUGCUGUUAUUAACAAAUAUAUUGCUGACAGGGGCUAAACUGUACAGUCCAUAUAAGUAAGUAAUGUUACGCAAACCCUUUCAACACAUGCUUACAGCCAAUAUACAGUUUACUGUAGGAUCCAAUCCCGAUGCAUUUUUUGUCGCUGCUUCAGACAAUUGUCCCAGCAAGGGCUGGAUACAAUCAGACAUAAUGGAAGUCCCGACUGAAUUCUCAUACGACCCCGGGCUCAAAUGGGCUACUCAACGAGAUGAGCAUGGCAGCCUGGUUCCUAUUUUGCUUCUCCACUGGAGAGCACCAUCUGAUGGUAGUAUAACAAAAAUGCAAGGCAGUGAAGUGACUGUGCUGGAGAAGUGCACCAAUCAGACGAUUUGCAUUCGCUACAUUUUUAGCAACACCUUAACGUCAAGUGUCAACGGAAACCACAACCCAUGGUCAUUCUCAUCAGACAUAGUGGUGGUAGACCCUGGAUGCCAGUACUCAAUCUCUUUCUCCUACUUGCCCAAACUAAAGAAGAGAGGAGAAAGAGAUUUUCAAGGCACCCUGACAAAAGACAUUUCAAUUCCUGACUGCAAUAAUUCCUCAAUCAAAGAAAGUGCUGAAUGUGUUAAGCGCGGAAGCCUUUGGCAGCCUAACAUCACAUGGACUGAAUCACAAAGUUUUAACCAAUUGGUCAUUUUGAUAAGCUUUGAAAAGUGGACAUAUUCAGAGAAUUAUAAAGUUGAGAUCAGCGGCAGAACGUUUCAUGAUUCUCACAACAUUCAGAAGGCCAAUCAGAAGAGACUGAGUACAAAUUUCACACUGAACUUACUGUCUCUGACUCAAUCAAAUGAAUCAUGCCUGUUGCCUAUUGGGGUCACACCAUUUUCUGAGCAAUGCAUAAGACACUGUGUGGAUCACUGGGAUAAAAUAAAUAUAUGUAACUACACUUCCUUACCUCCCAGGAAGAGACUUGCUUGGAUCAUUCCUGUACAACUUUUGGUGGUACUGACUGGAGGUUAUCUCGUGGUUUUACUGCAUCGGUGUUUUCAUGGAGAUGUCUCUCCAAGUAUUUCGAUAAGCCCCAAGACCGACCAAUUAGAGAGCAUCCCAAUGAGGACGCAGAGAGUUCUCAUCCUCUACUCCGUUGACCACCCACUGUACAAGGAGAUCAUCCUGAAGCUGUGCGCCUUCCUGAGAGUCAAGUGCGGCGCUGAGGUGACCCUUGACCUGCUGGACUCGGCCUGGCUCAGCACCAUCGGCAAGGUCCAGUGGCUGGAGAUGCACAGGGAGCGGGCCGGCCGCUCUCCCUCCGACAAGAUCCUCAUCCUGUGCUCGCGUGGCGUGGCCGCCAAGUGGCGGGCCAUGUGCGGUAGCGGGCGCGCCGUGACGCUGCGCGAGGACCAGGCCUCCGCCGUGGGCGACAUGCUCACGCCCGCCCUGGCGCUCAUCGUGCCCGACUUUGUGCGCUCCGCCUCCCUGGAGAGGUACAUGGUGGCGUACUUCGAGGAGGUGAGCGGCGAGGCCGACGUGCCGUCGCUCUUCCACGUCACGGUCAAGUACAAGCUGAUGAAGCACUUCGAGGAGCUGGUCUUCAGGAUCCUGGGCCAGGAGCAGCACGAACCCGGCAGGGUGAAGCGCAUCUACGGCAUCGCAGAGGACGACUACUUCCUCUGUCCAACAGGAAAGGCCCUGCGAGAUGCCAUUGAGGCUUUCCAGGCAUACCAGCUAGGCAACCCUGACUGGUUUAAUCAAGAGCUUGUAGGUUAUACAGGGGAGAAGGAUAUUGAUCGAGAUUGUGAGCCUCUUGUAGAGAGUGUGUGUAGCCAUAUUCAGGAGGUCCCGGACAUCGAAGGAUCUUUUCUCCACACCAAUAUGGAGUUAAAUCAAGCUGUGUCCUAUGCCAGCUCCAACAAAGAGAACACAUGUGUCUACCCGUCAGUUAAUGAACUUGUGUUAGGGGUCUCUCCUGAGACCACCCAGUGCCAGGUGUAUCUCAAAGACAACUAUUGUUGAGGGUACGAUAACAAAUUAUUCGCUGCAUAUACACUUUGCUCAGAAAAACUAAAAAAAAAUGUGAAGACUCGCACAGGUGUAAAGGACAUUAAAGGAUAUCCAGCAUGCAUGACUGUGAGGACUAUCCAAGCCAGAACUGAAUGUCAGUGUCUGUUUACUAGUCACUCAUCCUUGCAAAUAAAUUUACCAUCAGGAUACCUGUGAUUUGAGGAUGAGUGGCAUCACUGGGAAUUAGAUAUGCAUUCUUCAUGUCCAAGUGUAGGCUAGUUGAUGACCAUACACUAUGGAGUGGAAUGAACUAAGCAUAGCCUAUACAUUCCCAGGUCUGUCGUGUAAUAGUAAUGCAUUAUUUUAAAAACCAAGUGUGAAGCUAUCUUGUAAUUAGUAAGUGAUUCAGUAAGUGUAUUCAUAUUCAUGGUUGGUUGUUGACUUCAGGCAUUGAAGCCUACUGAAUAAAUGUUGUUGUUUUUGCUUUCAAGCUCAUGUGCGUCACUGACC
Messenger RNA from Sardina pilchardus (European sardine), 2634 nucleotides. Its product is annotated as interleukin-17 receptor A. The coding region runs from base 205 to 2136 and encodes 643 amino acids. Lineage: Eukaryota; Metazoa; Chordata; Actinopteri; Clupeiformes; Clupeidae. Gene Ontology annotation, molecular function: interleukin-17 receptor activity. The record is from RefSeq and is a predicted model, not a curated record. The transcript is spliced from 10 exons.